AUGCCGGCGCAGCAGCUGGGCGACGUGCGCUGCCAGCUCCUGCGGGAACUGCCACCUAAAAAUUCAAAACAGCCAGAGCGGGAAGAGAAACGAGUCCUCGGUCUCGUGUUGCUGCGAGGAGAAAACCUGGUAUCCAUGACAGUCGAAGGACCACCUCCAAAAGAUACUGGAAUUGCCCGAGUACCUCUUGCUGGAGCUGCUGGAGGACCUGGAGUUGGGAGAGCAGCAGGGAGGGGAGUACCAGCAGGUGCACCCAUGCCACAGGCUCCAGCAGGAUUAGCUGGCCCUGUCAGAGGAGUGGGGGGACCAUCCCAGCAGGUUAUGACACCUCAGGGUCGUGGAACAGUUGCAGCUGCUGCUGCAGCAGCCACUGCUAGCAUAGCAGGGGCCCCAACUCAGUACACACCCGGGCGUGGGGGUCCUCCCCCACCCAUGAGCAGAGGAGCACCUCCUCCAGGAAUGAUGGGACCUCCUCCAGGCAUGAGACCACCUAUGGGCCCACCAAUGGGAAUGCCACCUGGCCGAGGUGCUCCUAUGGGAAUGCCCCCACCAGGCAUGAGACCACCACCCCCAGGAAUGAGAGGACCCCCUCCACCUGGCAUGCGUCCACCACGGCCAUAAGAUACUCAUAAUGUACUCCUGAACUGUGAGAAGACUGAUUAAGGGAAUGUACUGAGCAGUACCAACUGUCAAAACCUUGCCCUGUACAUUUUAUAUUUACUGCUUGUAAAGUUUGCCCUUUUUAAUAAAGCUGGGAAAC
Merops nubicus (carmine bee-eater) is the source of this 760-nucleotide messenger RNA. Its product is annotated as small nuclear ribonucleoprotein-associated protein B'. The coding region runs from base 1 to 621 and encodes 206 amino acids. Lineage: Eukaryota; Metazoa; Chordata; Aves; Coraciiformes; Meropidae. The record is from RefSeq and is a predicted model, not a curated record. Gene Ontology annotation, biological process: mRNA splicing, via spliceosome. The transcript is spliced from 6 exons. Gene Ontology annotation, cellular component: U4 snRNP; catalytic step 2 spliceosome; U2-type prespliceosome.